This is a messenger RNA of Agelaius phoeniceus (red-winged blackbird), 2007 nucleotides long. Its product is annotated as transmembrane emp24 domain-containing protein 7-like. The record is from RefSeq and is a predicted model, not a curated record. Lineage: Eukaryota; Metazoa; Chordata; Aves; Passeriformes; Icteridae.
GGUUGGCGCCGCAGACAUCUUCCUCUGGGCUCUGUGCCUGCUGGCCUCUGAUGCGGGGCUGCCCUCUUUCUGCCCGGCUCAAACUCUGUUACUAUUAGUCCGCACUGCGCGCUGAAUGAUGCUUUUACGGGGCUACGGAACUGCUGGACCGUGGGAGUGGCUGACGCUGCUCCUGGUAGCUUGCGCGGCAUGGGCCUCAGAAAUCACUUUCGAGCUGCCUGACAAUGCCAAACAAUGUUUUUACGAGGAGAUUGUCCAGGGCACAAAGUGCACCCUCGAAUUUCAGGUGAUCACUGGAGGUCAUUAUGAUGUGGACUGUCGGUUGGAAGGUCCUGAUGGUUCUGUAUUAUACAAAGAGAUGAAGAAACAAUAUGAUAGCUUCACAUUUACUGCAUCCAGAAAUGGAACAUACAAAUUCUGCUUCAGCAAUGAGUUCUCUACUUUCACACACAAAACUGUGUACUUUGAUUUCCAGGUUGGAGAAGAUCCACCACUGUUUCCUAGUGAGAACAGAGCAACUGCACUUACUCAGAUGGAGUCUGCGUGUGUUUCAAUUCAUGAAGCUCUGAAAUCUGUCAUUGAUUAUCAGACUCAUUUCCGGUUGAGAGAAGCACAAGGCCGCAGCAGAGCAGAGGAUUUAAACACAAGAGUAGCCUAUUGGUCAAUAGGGGAGGCAAUCAUUCUUCUUGUAGUUAGUGUUGGGCAGGUAUUUCUCCUCAAAAGCUUCUUUUCAGAUAAAAGAACCACAACAACCCAUGUUACAUCAUAACUGGUAGUGAUAAUGUUUCAGGUCAUUGUGUUAAUCACUUGUGAAAUUACCGUUAUCCAAUUAAUUGUAAGUACAAGGAACUAAAUAUAUGAAACAUCUAAAUGUCUACCCCUCCUCAUUGAUUAAAAUCACAAAAUAUAACCCACAAGUUAUGAAAGGGACACCCAAUUUGAAAUAUAGAGUAAACUUAGUGUUUUCUGAUACUUGUAUUAUAUAUCUGGCAAUGACCAGCCUCUCUUUGGUUUUGCUGAUUUUAAUCCAAAUUGAGUUUGACUUUACUGAUAUGAUUGCCCAUCUGUGUUAUAAUGCUUUAAAAGGACCUGCCAAUCUAGUGUCUGAUGUGAAAGACAAUACUCAUGAAAAUUAGAUUUGACUUGAAUUUUCAUGCUGAAUGUGUUGGAUCAUAAACAAGCUAAUGUGAUGAACUGUAGUUGUGAGAUGUAUUCCACUGUUUUGAUUUGCUGUAACAACAAAAAAAAUCCCAUUAUAUCCUUUGCUUAUCUGUAAAAUUGUUGCAAGCUUGAUAGUAUAUAUUGGUGCAAAGUCUCCACCUGCCUGGUAAAUCUCCAUCUUCAAAACCUACUAAAUUUUAUACUUGAGUGUAUUUGUCUAAACACACACUUUUCUACAUUAAAAUAUAAUGCAUUUCUUCUUUUACAAUGUUUUACUAAACAACUUCUAAACUGAGACUACUUGAGAAACAUGCUUUCUUUAUUCAAAAAUUUUAAAUCUCCAAGUUGCUUUUAAAAAUGCAAUGAAAUGGGGAAUAUUGUAACUUUGUUACUGAAGCUGUGCAAUCUCUGUACUUAGUGCUGUUGCUUGUCACAUUUAAGACCAAAAAUAGUUUGGUUUUUAUCAAGCAGUUCAGCACCAGUUACAUUGCAUCCAUUAGGCAUGUGCACAGCUUUUAAUUAAAUUGUUUUCCUAUUAAGAAGCCCAUUUAAUACUAAUACUACAUUGUGUGAGUGCUGUGUCCUUUAUUUCCCUGUUUGGUGCACUGAUACAUUAUGACCUUGUGCAUGUAAUCGCUACUCUUCUGUUAGUGGUCAAACCCAUUUAAAAUGUUUUGUGAUAUCUUUUUGGUUGAUUUGUAGCAACAUUGCUUCCACUGUUCAUAUCUUUAGUUUAUGUAUUGUAAAAAAAUCUUGGUUUAUUUGGAUGUGGAAGAUGGUAAAUAUAUGUACAUACAGGUACCUUUAAUUGAGCUAGUCAAAAUAAAGAAAGACUUCUUCAGAUGA